AUGGCCGCUGCUUUGCCAAGUGCUACCAUGGGGCUCGGGAGUCUUGUUUUUGAUUGUGAGGUGGACGACAUAUCUAACACGCGGGACAUCGUGUUGCCUACUCCGCGCAGUAGAGAAAAGCUAUCCCAGGAUAAGGAGAAGAUCAUUCAUUUUAGCUCACCUGAGAACUCCUACACGAUGAAGCUCCUGCGGGACGUGCGCUAUUUUGUCAACGAGGAACGCGAUCCAGAUGCAAUAUUACUGGCGACGAAACUGUCGGCCGUGGGAUACUCCGUUAACGUCCGGACGGCGCUGGGCGGUGGCACUGCAUGCUUCAGGAACCUCCGUCACGAAUUCUUGAUGGUACGGGGCCACGGUAACUUCGAGGGCGUUGAGUUCAUUGUGGAGCCCCGUUUUCGGGAGCAUUUUUCUAUCCCCCAUCCGACUGAGGAAUAUUCGGAGCUGCUCAGCCAUGCGCCAGACGUGUUUGUGGGUGUCGGAGGCCGUUUAGUUCCGAUCGUGCAGACCCUGUGCGAGGCGAUGGCAGACUCCUUUGCGCGGAAGUCCCUGACCCUCCCUCCCUGGAGACGUACGCAGUCCAUGCUCAGCAAAUGGAUGCCAAACCGUGCGCGGGACAUGUCGUUCAGCCGAGGCAGCGCCCCACCACACAACGCCUUCCUUAGCCAUGAGCCCGACAGUCCCAACCCGUCGUCGUCCGGAGCGCCGGCACCGGCCGGCGCCGGACAUGGACCCCAUGGACCCGACGCCUCGGGCUUGCCCUUCCUGCGUAUCAGCGAUCCACUCUGCGUGCGCGGCGGCCACACUAGCUCUAGUUACCGACAGCAGCAGCAGGUUUCGGCUACACAGCAGCAGAAUCCAGAGCCCCGUGAUGAGUGGGUGGUCGCGACCCAUGGGUUCAUCCCAUUUGGCGGCGCCGGUGGAUGCAGCUCCGAUACGGAAGGCCCUUCGCCGCCAGCAGCACCGGAGGUGCUGACGUCUGCGACGGCGGUUGCUAGCAACGACGACGGCGGCGGCGGCGGUGGGGGGCCCAGCGGCCGCCUGUCUCACCCAUGCAACAGCGGGGAGGUUGCCACUGUCACUGCCACUGCUGGGGGGACGGCGGCGGCUGGCUGUACUGUGCGGCCACGUGGCGGCGGCGGCAGCGGCGGCAGCGGCCACAGCGGCAACAGCGGCCUCCUGGCUUCCCGACUGCAGCAGAAUGCUCAAGCAGGAGGGACAGCAGCCAUCGCCGCCGAUGGGCCCUAUGAUGCGCAGCGCAUGCAAGACCUGCACCAGAAUCGUUACCACUGCCAAGGGCGGGUGCUGGAAACACGACCGCCUUUGUACUGCGGCGAGGCACCGAUCCACCGGAUCCGCAUGGGCUUCCGGAUUACACAGCCCCAAACUGAAGGCCCGAGCGGGGCCCCGCAAGUUGAAGUGCGGACGCAGGUGCAAGGUCAGGCGCGGACGCAGGACCGCAGCGUUUCAAUCUCCCACCGAGUGGGCGAGGGCCAGAGUCAGAAACCUAGUCGAGCUCUGCUUUUCAGCAUUGUUACCGAAAAGGUUUACCAGGAUGUUACAACGCUGCUCAGCCGUGCCAACACCAACGUCAAAUCGCCAGGAACUUUAUACAGCCUUGCGUCCGCCUUGGCUGGUCUCGGCUACGAUGUUUGUAUAAGAAACGCUCUCAGCGGAGGCAGCGAAUGUUUCAAGUCCCUCCGCCAUGCUUUCAUCCUGGUUCGCGGCACCGGCGAAUUCCGCGGCAUGGAAUUCAUCGUGGAGCCCUCCCUGCGGCAGCACUUCUCCAUCCCUCACCCCUCACCCGAAUACGACUACGUGUUGAGCCGUACACCCGACGUGUUCGUGGGGGGUAGCUGCCGUCUGGUGCCGGUGGUGCAGCUGCUGUGUGCGCUCAUGGCCUACUCCUUCCAGCGACAGGGCCUGCCCUUGCCGCCGUGGCGCAAGGAAACGGCAAUGAUGAGCAAGUGGAUGCCCCACCCAGCGCGCAUCCGUGACCUCAGACCACGACUCGGUUGCACCAGUUUUCUAGCGAUCCACACGCUGCCGUCAGUCCAGGCAGCAUCCGUCCCCGGUCCAUUUGCCGCCGUUGCGCCCAGCCCGAUGGAGGGGGCCCCGCCGACAGCGCCGAUGUCCUGCAGGGGUGAAGGGGAGAUCACCGGCGCUCGCGGCCCGGAUCAGAUCCUCGGGGCCAGCAGCAGCGGCUGCAGCAACAGCAGGGUCGGCGGGGUCGGCAACCCCGUGUCGCUGCCGAACACCGACCCGGGCGAGACAGUGGACAAACUGGACGAGUGCUCGUCGCCGUGCGCGGGGCCCUUCUCCCCCGCGGAGGAUACCGGCAGCUUCUUCUUCACCUCCGAAGCCAGCUGCACCAACUCUCCCGUACAUGUGUACGACAUGCUUAGCCUGGUGGGCUCGCUUUCCUACGGCUCUGACGCGUCUGCGGACGCCGUCCUCAAUGCCGGCGGGGCCAGGGCCGGCUCCCCCUCUUCUUUCCGCCGCAACGGAGGGCACCACCGACCCACAGCCACGGGCAUGUUGCCCUGUCCGUACCCUCGUACGGGCUUGCUGUCCGCCAGGAUGAUGUUCGAGUCGCUGGCGGCGCGGACCGCUACGCCGCUGCCGAAGCCGCCAGCAGCGGCGGCGACGGCGGCGACGGCGACGGCCACGUUGCUCAUCGACGCGUCCGACUGCGAUGCAUCCUCCGAUAACCCUUGGGUACUUCGGCCUCCCGUAGCUGAGGCAGGUGACGAGGAAAGGUGUGGCUACAGCCAGCAAACACAGCAGCUGGCGCAACCCGGCAGUGCGCCGACCAAUAACCUUUUUGACCAGGCAGCGGCGGCGGCGGCGGCGACGGCGGCGACUGAGUCACUCCAAACGGUCGCGGCGGGUGGCGUGCAGGUGAACGACGGCGGCGCCGUCAUCGACAGGUCGCCAACGGCAGCUGCAGCUCCUGCUCGGCUUUCGCAGCGAUCACGCGGUUCAUCUGAGUGGCUGCCUUGGGGUUUGCCCGCCCACAAACGGUGCAUUGCCUAA
Molecule: messenger RNA, 3033 nt
Organism: Volvox carteri f. nagariensis
Lineage: Eukaryota; Viridiplantae; Chlorophyta; Chlorophyceae; Chlamydomonadales; Volvocaceae
Exons: 12
Coding region: 1-3033 (1010 amino acids)
Source: RefSeq, a predicted model, not a curated record